AUGCCAGGCGCGACCGCCGCUGCACCACCCGACCCGGCGAGCGAGAGCCUCUCGCGCCGCCGCACCGUCGCGACCUCGCAUCCGGCCGGUGACGGCCCCCUCGCCUCGUCCUCGACGUUCAGCUCGGCCACACCCGACGACUCGUCCCCGCCCUCGCCAACGGGCACACCGCCGUUCCCGCCAACCCUGUCGCGCCGCUCGACCGGCUCGGGCGACUCGACCUCGUCCGGCACCGGGUCGCCCCGGUUCGAGAUCCACGACGACGACCCGCUCUUCUCGGGCCUGUCGCUCCUCGACUUCCUCAACGUCCUCGACGCCCACCUCGAGGUGUGGACCCGGCCCCUCCGCCGCAAGAGCGUCACCUGGCGCGAGAAGGCCGACCGCCUCCUCGACGAGGCCAAGCAGAAGGGCCGCGACACGUUCAAGGUGCCGCCCCUCCCGAGCGUGCCCGCCUUCGACCUCGGCGAGGGCCUCGGCUUCUCUCGCGCGGCAACCGGCGGCGGCGAGUUCCGCGAGGCGGGCGUCGCCGGCGAGCGCAAGGUCCUGAGCCAGAAGGACCGCGAGCGCCUCGAGCGCAAGUACCGCGAGGUGCGCACCCGCAUGCGCGACAGCGUCCAGAAGCUCGUCGUCAAGUGGGAGGAAGAGAAGACCGUCCGCCUUCGCGACAAGAUCUCGUUCCUGUGCGGCGUCAUGAACGUCCUCUUCUCGGCGCUCCUCCUCGGGUUCCACCCGACGUGGCUCGCCGAGUGGUACUCGCUCCAGAUGCUUUUCUACCUGCCUUAUCGCGUGUUCACCUACAAGCGCAAGCUGUACCACUACUUCCUUUUCGACUUGUGCUACUUCGUCAAUGUCCUCGCCCUCCUCUAUCUCUGGGUCUUCCCCGGCAGCGCGUUCCUGUUCGAGGCGUGCUACGGCCUCACCCUGGGCAGUCUCGGAUCCGCGAUCGCGACUUGGCGCAACUCGCUCGUCUUCCACUCGCUCGACAAGGUCAUCUCGCUCGCCAUCCACAUCUUCCCGCCUUUCGUCUUCACGGUCAUCCGGCACUUCUACCCGCAAGACCUCGCGUUCGAGCGCUACCCGGCGCUCAAGGAGCUGCCUCACCUCAAGCCGUGGCGCAGCAUGACGAUCUGCAUGACGACCUACAUGGUGUGGCAGCUCCUGUACUUCCACUUUGUGAUCCAGCUGCGCGCCGACAAGAUCCGCGAGGGCCGUGCGACGAGCUUCACGUUCCUGAUCAACGACAAGAAGCGGCUCAUCGGCCGCAUCGCCGCCAAGCUCCCGCCGCAGCUGCGCGAGAGCGCCUUCAUCGCCGGCCAAGCCGUAUACACGUUCGUGACGCUCAUCCCGCCCUUGUUCUGGCUCUACGACUCGAAGUUCUGGUCGAGCGUGUACCUCGUCGCCCUGUUCGCUAUCAGCGCCUGGAACGGCGCGUCGUUCUACCUCGAGGUCUUUGCGCGCAAGUUCGAGAAGGAGCUCCUCGCGCUGCGCAAAGAGUUCGACGCGCAGCAAGCGCUCCUGAACCGGUACACGGCCAACCCGGGCCUGCAGACGCCGGCGGCGGGCGCGGUGGUCGAGGACCCGAUGGACGCGGCGGGGAAGGAGAGCGGUGUCGAGGAGGUGACGGAGGAGGAGGAGGGCGAGCGGGACGAGGUCGGCGAGCGGAAGAAGGCGGACGGAGGGAUGAGCCACGAGCUGGGCAAGGUUGAGAAGCCGGUCUGAGGCGAGCUAGAUGACAGUCGUAUUCGUCUGCGUGUCACUGCAGUGCAGGAUUGUCGCGCUC
Molecule: messenger RNA, 1780 nt
Organism: Rhodotorula graminis WP1
Lineage: Eukaryota; Fungi; Basidiomycota; Microbotryomycetes; Sporidiobolales; Sporidiobolaceae
Exons: 11
Coding region: 1-1719 (572 amino acids)
Biological process (GO): phosphatidylcholine biosynthetic process
Source: RefSeq, a predicted model, not a curated record